Messenger RNA from Penicilliopsis zonata CBS 506.65, 2524 nucleotides. RefSeq lists its product as hypothetical. The record is from RefSeq and is a predicted model, not a curated record. Gene Ontology annotation, cellular component: endocytic vesicle; cytosol. Gene Ontology annotation, molecular function: ubiquitin binding; small GTPase binding; guanyl-nucleotide exchange factor activity. NCBI's taxonomy places the organism in Eukaryota, Fungi, Ascomycota, Eurotiomycetes, Eurotiales, Aspergillaceae. Gene Ontology annotation, biological process: vesicle-mediated transport. The transcript is spliced from 5 exons. The coding region runs from base 127 to 2439 and encodes 770 amino acids.
CAUCUUCGCCCGUCACAGGAUGUUCCACGUCUCCCUUCCCGCUUCUUUACACUUUUGAUCGCCCUCCCGCUUUUUGUCUUGCCCCCCCUCGGCGGCGCUUGUUGAUGCCGCCUUAUCAGAGAGACCAUGACGACCCCUGAAAACCCGGCUCCCGAUGUUCUGAGGGAGGAGACAGAUGGAUCCGUGGAAGCUCUUAGUGUUGAGAAUUCCAAGGAGAACACACAAGAAUCCUCCACGGGUCUCGAUACCGCAACAACUCGGGCGCCUGAGACCCCCGCACUACCGGCCGCUAUAGAUGGAUCACCAGUCGCUCCUGAAGAAGGGGCGGGAUCAGACGAUACCCCAUCUUCUAUGGGCUCACCAAGUGCAGAGCAGCAACCCUCAAAGUCGGAAUCACUAUCGGAACGGCUGAACGAGCUCUCGGUUGCUGCUGACCAGUCCGAACCGAUACCUCCUCCACCCCCAGAGAAAGAUGAGCUUUACACUACUACAACCUCGAAACGCUCUCUCCCAAUACAAGCCUCUGUCAAAUCCUCCGCCGAUUGGAACGAGAAAGAGUUGCCGAAUGUCCCUGAAGGCGGAGACGAGGGGACGAAUACGGCGGAGCAGAACGGUCCACAUGAUCAGGACGAUGGGUCGCAAUCGGAAAUACAGAGCAUCAUGGAUCAGUUUGCCGAUCCGGUGCACAGUAGUGGGAAAGAGGAUAUUGAGGAUAUUAUGUCCCCGCGACUUGAGUUGGCAGAACAAUUUCUCGUAGGCCCGAGUCACUUCCCACCACGCAAGUCGAGCCUUGAUCCUACCAGAGUCAAAGCUACGGUCUCUCCUGUCGCUACCACCAGUGAUAGAGGACCAGAUACACCGUCUCCCUUGUCCGAGAUGCAGCCUGCAUCAGUCCCGCAGCCACUGCCGAAACACCGCCUGUCAGAGAAGGAGCCUACUCGGACUCGACCUUCGAGACGCUCAUCCACUUCUACCAUCCCCCCGCCACCGGAACCGGAGCCUGACCAGCCCUUUGACUUCCACCGUUUCCUAGAACAAUUGCGCCAUCGGACAGCCGAUCCGGUAGCCAAGUUCUUGCGGUCCUUUCUGACAGAGUUUGGCAAACGGCAGUGGAUGGUCCACGAGCAGGUCAAGAUCAUCAGCGACUUCCUAGCCUUUAUCACAAAUAAGAUGGCUCAGUGUGAGGUCUGGAGGGAGGUCUCGGAUAGUGAAUUCGAUAACGCCAAGGAAGGAAUGGAGAAGCUCGUAAUGAAUAGACUGUACUCCCAGACAUUUUCCCCGGCUAUUCCACCACCACCCACUAUCCCCCGAAGCUCCAGUAAGAGCAAGCGGAAGGAAUUGGAGAGGCUUCACGGUCCUUGGAGACGAGGGCAGCACCAGGAGGAUAUCGAGCGCGACGAUGUGCUCGCCCAAAAGAUCAGAAUCUACAGCUGGGUGAAAGAAGAGCACUUGGAUAUUCCCCCGGUGAGCUCGCAUGGGCGUCGGUUUCUCAGUCUAGCACAGCAGGAGCUUCUCAAGAUCAAUGGGUACCGGGCGCCUCGGGAUAAAGUAAUUUGCAUCCUGAAUUGCUGCAAAGUCAUUUUUGGUCUCCUGAGAAACUCCAAGUCUGCGGAUACGUCCGCGGAUUCUUUUGUUCCCCUUUUGAUCUACACGGUCCUCCACGCAAAUCCAGAGCAUAUGGUCUCUAACAUUCAGUAUAUUCUUCGAUUCCGCAACCAGGACAAGCUGGGCGGGGAAGCGGGCUACUACCUUUCAUCACUGUCUGGGGUGAUUCAAUUUAUUGAGACUCUCGAUCGCACAAGCUUAACGGUCAGUGACGAAGAAUUUGAACGGAACGUCGAGGCGGCUGUAUCUGCGAUUGCAGAACGCAACCGUGAGGCCGAAUCGCGCGAGCAGAAACCUAUUGUACAUUCGCCACGGGCUUCGACCGACGGCUCCCGUUCCACGACGGCGAGAAAGGAAGGAUCCCAGUCUGGAGACGAGGAGAACGCUCCAGUCGCCGGACUGCUGCGCACCAUCCAAAAACCCCUGUCCACUAUUGGCCGUAUGUUCUCCGACGAACCCGAGGCAGGCUCAGACCGAGCCACGCAUCCGGUCCCAACUCCACAGCCCGGGGUGCCGCCGCGUCUGUCUCCCAAUAUGUACCAGCCUCCGCGCAACAGCGGAGAGGAGUCGCGCUCGGAACAGCAGCAGCCGCGGAACACGGCGCAGAAACAACUUACAAAAGUGCUUGACGCGCAAGACGCGGCUGCGCGCCAGGCCAGUGCCGAGGAGGCCGAAGCACGAAGGAUCCAGCGGGCAGAGCACAAGGAUGUCGUCGAAACGUUGUCCAACAUGUUUCCCAAUCUUGAUCGAGACGUCAUUGACGACGUGGUGAAGAUGAAAGAGGGAAGGGUCGGAUUGGCUGUUGAUGCUUGUCUUGCUCUUAGUGCCGAGUAGUAAUGCAAUAAUACCACAGUCCUUGAAUGCGACGUGUGGAUUUUCUUUCCGCUCAUUAUCAGCGGUAUUCAGCAAAUAUAUGUCA